AUGUCCAACUUGUUUGGCCAAUCGGCUCAUGAGUUUAGCAACUUUCUUUCCAAUUUCACUCCUACCAACACGAGUACCACUACAACAACAAACACUCAAGAAAAUUCCGCUCCCGUAUUGUUAUUGGGUGAUGCUCUUCCGCAACCAAAGAUUGAUUUUGGUGCCUUGCUUGCAAAGCGUAAAGAAGAAUCCGAUGAUUUUAUUUCUCCUCCCGAGGAAGGAGGAGAUGUAGAAGAAAGUGGAAAAAAGACUUCAUCAUCCUCUUCUUCAUCAUCUGCAAACAAAUUUGGAUUAGGAUUUAGCUUUGGAGGAAAUAAGCCUUCAUCGAAUAAUGGCAAUAAUGAAAUGAGAGAUGUUAAAGAAACGAAAGGAGGCUUUGCUUUUUCUUUUGGUCCAACUCCUUCAUCAUCAUCGACAAAUACGACCUCCUCUUUUCAGACAUCCUUUCAACCAUCAUCAUCAUUGGGAGCAUCAUCAACAAGAAUUCCAUUUUCAUUUGGUGCCCCAACAUCUACAUCUUCAACAACAACCUCAACAACAUCGACACCAUCAUCGUUAUCAACAAAAUUAUUGACAGAAGAAAAGCAACCAGAGCCUUCCAUAGCUGAAGUACAAACACCCAAGAUGGUUAGAACCCAAAAACCUCCAAACACAAUUUCAUUUGCAAAACCAUCUCUUGUAGCACCUAGCGGGCUCUCACAAUUUAACUUACCAUCAAGAAAAGACCAAGAGGAUCUUUUAGACAACAAUUCUUUACGGGUAUUGGAUCAUGAUUUAUCUGCGAAUAAUAAUCAACAGAAUAAGAAUACUGGCAACAAACCACCUCUAUUUUUCCCAUCAACCCAACAAUCAAACACUGUGGAUUUAAACAAAACAGCUCCAAUCCAAAGUAAUUUUUCAUUCAAUUUCGGAAUCAAGAGUGGAAACACUUUCAAUAAGGAGUCACAAGAGUUGUUUGGCGAUAAUUUGUCGGUCUCUUCGUCCUCUUCAUCUGCUAAACCUACUAAUUCAAAAUCAAUAUUUGAUGAUCACUCUAGUAUUCGCUCUUCCGGCUCGUCCAACAGCUUUAAAUCACCACUCACAAAUACCGACGACAUGGAGGAUGAGUCCAUUAUAGACAAGAUUGAAUAUGAACCACAACAACCAAGUAGGUAUGAGCAGGAGGAGUUAUGGUGGAAGAUUUUGCAUGAGUCUUGUGAAAUGUUUCUCUUCAUACAAGAUAGAUAUAGCGAUGACAAGCUUGACAAAAAUACUUUAGAAAAAUCAAUCACACAAUUCAAAACCAUACUAUUUGAAGGACUUUCUAAAAUAAGUUCCUUUGAAGCGUAUUACGAUAUUUUCAAUGCAAUUGAAAUUUUUUAUUUCUAUAGAUUUAGCAGAGGCUCUCUUUUGCAAAAGCUAGUGAAGUGGUAUUUGAAGAGCUAUAUUUAUCUCACAAACAAAGAUACCUCAGAUAGGGCAAUUUAUCGACAACUCAUUUUAGGUGAAGUGCCAGAAAAAAUUAUUGACACAAUUCGUGACUACAAGAGCGACGAUCUUGACCACAUGAAAGUGAAUAUGAAAGACUUGUACAGGCAUUAUGAGGACUUUUUUAAACUAUUAAGUAAGAAACCAAAUAUUCUGAAGUUUAAGGCCAUUUCUGCAACGUUUGAGGAGUAUUUGGACGAAACUCAACAUUGGAAGAUCGAAGCUCUGAAGUUGAAGCGAGAGCUGAGAACAUUAAAGGAUACCACUAGGGAAUAUCAAUUUUUAAGCGAGUGUUUCGACAUUGUCACUGGAGAUGAAGACAAAAUUGUUGAACAAUCAAUCAAUUGGCUUGAAGUAAUGAUAGGGUUAAUAUUACACAAAUAUCAACGAUUUUCUGAUAUUAACGAAAUAAUCGACUUAGCAGUUCAUGCAAAGGAUAUGAAAGACGAUCAAGACACUCACUCUACUCUCGAGGCUAUCUGCUUGCUUGUCAUUGGAAAUGAAUUAGAUACAACUCUCAAAAGCAUCCAGGAAGGUCUCUCAAAUAUUAAUGAUGACAAAUCCUUGUUCAAAAAUUACUGGUUCAUUGCUCAUGCUACCAAUUUCUUAUUCCACAUCAACACUCUCUACCAAAAAUUAUACAUUACGACCAAUUCUGAAAGUUUCAUACGUAAUCUUUCUUUCUUAAACAGUCAAUAUUUACGUAAGCUUGUGACAAAAGAAAUUAUACCAUACUACAACGAGAUUGCCCAAUAUAGCUCAUUGGAAAAUGAUUUAUGGAAAGUAGCUAUUGAUUAUUUAUCAUAUUGCGCCUCUGAACCUCAAGAUGAGAUUCACGACAUCAUUAAGAGAAUCCUUCUAAACAUUUCUGUUUCCAAUGAAUACCAACUUGACAGAAUUUAUAGAUACAUCAAAGAUACACCGUUUACAAAAGCUGUUGUAGGCCAUUUACAUUUGAAAUUAGGUGAAAAGUGCAUUUCAGAAAAGAAUUAUGCUACAGGAAUUUAUCAUAUUUACAAAUCGAAUGACAGAGACAAACUAGAGUCAGUGAUUAGAGAAAUAUCAACAACAGAUAACCUUCGAAUUGUUUAUUAUGGAUUAGAGGAGUAUGGAUGUUUGAUAGACAUGCAAGAAAUUCAAUGGAUCUCAUCAUUCUUUAAGAUUUUAGAAAAUAACGAAGCCAAUAUUCAUUUGCUCCCAUCUACUUUGGCAUGUAUUCCAAAUGAUGAGCUCAAGCUCGAGCUUUUGACAAGCAUUGACUUGAGCAUUUUGAAAUAUGCUCAAAUAGUGGCCGUAAUGUCACAUCUUGAGGAAAUGGAAUUUCAUUUUAUGGAUUUGCAGGAAAUGACAAAACAGUUAUCUAUAGAUACUCUAAGUGAAUUGAGGCUCGUUCUUGCCAGAACCCUCCAAAUAAAGAUUCUGGAAUAA
Messenger RNA from Naegleria fowleri, 2895 nucleotides. RefSeq lists its product as uncharacterized. Gene Ontology annotation, biological process: protein import into nucleus; mRNA export from nucleus; positive regulation of DNA-templated transcription. The record is from RefSeq and is a predicted model, not a curated record. NCBI's taxonomy places the organism in Eukaryota, Heterolobosea, Eutetramitea, Acrasida, Naegleriidae. The coding region runs from base 1 to 2895 and encodes 964 amino acids. Gene Ontology annotation, cellular component: nuclear pore outer ring. Gene Ontology annotation, molecular function: structural constituent of nuclear pore. The transcript is spliced from 2 exons.